AUGUGGCCUGCGUCGCCCAACAAUCACGAAGCUGACGUUCUGCACAGUGCCCCUUAUAUGAUGAACCAGCCCGGCUACUACUUCCACGAAGGCACAGCUAUCCAAUCACAUGGUGCAACCAUUAACUCCAACCCACCUUCGAUGAUCAGUCCUGAGCCAACCUACUCUUCACCAGAAUCUGCGGCCACCUCUACCGCAGAUACAGAUCCUCCGAUUCGACAUGCGACAUCACGUCCGCGACCACAAUGCUGGGACCAUGGCUGCAAUGGCCGUGAGUUCUCCACAUUCAGCAAUCUGCUUCGGCACCAGCGUGAAAGAUCGGGUGUAGUGGCCAAAGCUGAAUGUCCGGUAUGUGGUGCGGUAUUCACUCGCACGACAGCUCGCAAUAUCCAUGUUGCUCAAGGGAAAUGCAGAACCGAAGGCAGAGAAUCAUCUACCGAGUAG
Messenger RNA from Penicillium brevicompactum, 444 nucleotides. RefSeq lists its product as uncharacterized. NCBI's taxonomy places the organism in Eukaryota, Fungi, Ascomycota, Eurotiomycetes, Eurotiales, Aspergillaceae. The transcript has 2 exons. The record is from RefSeq and is a predicted model, not a curated record. Bases 1 to 444 code for a protein of 147 amino acids.